This is a messenger RNA of Scutellospora calospora, 614 nucleotides long. The record is from the annotation of a GenBank genome assembly. Lineage: Eukaryota; Fungi; Glomeromycota; Glomeromycetes; Diversisporales; Gigasporaceae.
UCUGGGCUAUAGGAACUUACCCAAUUGGACAAGAAAAAAAUGAAAUAGAACUGAAAUUAUUCUUGCCUAUUAACCCUAAUGAGAGAGAUCCAGAAAUACAAGCUAUUUUCGAAAAGGAUGAGUAUUUUUCGUCAAUGCUAGUAAAAAAUAAUGAACAUGCAGUUAUUCAAACUCAAGUAACAGAUUAUAUUUGGGGUAAAGACUUAAUCUUUGUUAUUGAUCAGAUGGAAAUAAUUAAAAAUGAUAUAUAUGUUUAUGCAAACGACAUAAGCUACAUCGAUAUUCCUUUAACAAAGAAAAAAAUCUUUGAUGAUAAGAGCCUUAAAGAAAUAUCAUCACCAACAAAGUCAAUUCGAUCAAAAGUUCUAUAUGUGCAUCAAAUUAUCACUGGAGAAUUAGAAAAAACAUCUGAAAAUAAAUCUUUACAAUCGUUAAAUUUUAAUGGUCUUAUUGACGAGCAAUAUACAGGAAAUUCUCAGUUAUUGAAGUGUGUAAAAACUGAAGAACCAUAUGAGGUUACCAAAGAAUUAUCAAAUAAUAAAGACUCUGAACUUACAGAUAUUAAUGAUGAAUUUGUUGAAAUCGAUCGAGAGCUAGAAAUCGACACAAAAUAA